Molecule: messenger RNA, 6987 nt
Organism: Daucus carota subsp. sativus
Lineage: Eukaryota; Viridiplantae; Streptophyta; Magnoliopsida; Apiales; Apiaceae
Product: chromatin modification-related protein EAF1 B
Exons: 23
Coding region: 384-6197 (1937 amino acids)
Cellular component (GO): NuA4 histone acetyltransferase complex
Source: RefSeq, a predicted model, not a curated record
GAAAAAGGCCUCGUUCUUCGUCUUCGUCUCUGCAUGUCCAGCCCACUACUAGUUACAAUCCUAGAGAGAGAAACAACAAAACUUUUAGAGAGAGAAAGUUUGUGAACGAGCACGAAGACGAACAACAUUAUAUACACUUCAUCUACACAAAAUUACACACAAAUUUAUAUUUGUAUGAUUAUUUGUAUGUUAUAUUGAUAGGGCGCGAAGGAGUUUAUUUAAAGGUUGAUGUUAAUUAGGGCUAAUUUGUUGUUUUAAUUGGGGCAAAACCCUAGAAAUAUAUACGGGGAUUAAGCUGCGAUUUUCUCGACGUAUUGUCACAAUUGAGGAACCACAUUAAGGUUAAAAAGAUGGGACCAGAAUUCUCUUAAGAGUUGUGAGGAAUGCAUGAAUGUAGUCCAGAACUUCCUGUUUCUGUCAAUGCUUGUAUAGAUUCUAUGGGAGUUGUUGUAAACCACAAAGGUGGUGUUAGUAAUGACCUUUCUUCAAAUCAAACAGACAUCGAGGAGACAAAAGUAGAACUAAGUCAGCAUUAUGUUUGUUACGAGCAAGCAAGAAGACAGUUGGAGUUUCUUGAGCAAGGUGGUGAUCCUCUGGACUUUAGAACUGGGACUGAGAAUGCCGCUUCACUUAGUGUUCAGUCUACUUCCUUGACAGAUCAACAUCCUGAGCAGUUUGUGAUCAGUGAAACAAAAGGUAGUUUUGCAUUGGCUGCUUCACCUCCAGGGGAUUCUGACGAAAGUAGUGGUAGACCUAGAGCUCCUUCGGUGAAUGACCCUAAUAGUGCUGAUAAUCUUAUGCUAUUUAUCAAGGAGAAUGGUAUUCCCAAAGGUGAAAGAAGUUUGUUACGAUCCAGUCGGGGUACUGUUGGUCCUUUUGAACAGUCUUCACAGUUGGUCGGAGGUCAACAUGCCAAAGAAUCAGAUGAGUCUACUGCAUUUGGGCUCCCAAAGAAAGCGUAUGAGCGAAGGAACAGAUCACGUCCAAACCGUGUUGUAGUUCGAUCAAAUUCUACAGAUGUUAUGUCAUCUUCAAGCGCUCGUACUGCUUUAUCUUCUCUUCAUGUGCCUAAGGUGGUAAAAGGGACAGUUGAUGCGGACAACCAGAAGGACCAUAUGAUUUCUUCAAAUUCAAAUAUGAAUCCAACAAGUCCAAAUUGUAUCAUUAUUCCCAAGGAAGAACCGUAUAAGCUCCAGAUAGAUAUGGAAUUGGAUGGGGGAAAUGCUGCAGAAUCAACUGUUGCCCAGCCCAAUGUAGGUCUUACUAAUGCCCAGAUAGAUCGUAGUGCUUCAGAAAAUAUGCAAGACAGCCGACACAAUCAAAUUAUGGAAUUUGAGUUUCAGAGAACUCAGAAUGAAACGGUUCUCUCAAAACCUGAAUCUCAAGCGGGAAGUGAACAGAUCUCUGUAGGUCAGGAAUGUGACCCAUCUCUUAAUAUAGCUAAUAAUGAAGUUCAAGACACUUGUAGUCUAAUCAAUAGGUUUGGUGGGAGUAUAGGUGAUGGAAAAGAUCCAUUAAAUGAAAUCGGUAAUAAGAAUGGAGUACUUGAGGCGAAGGGUUCAGAUUUGGAAACAUCUGGCUCCAAAGCUGGUCUUCAGGUAAAUGGAAUUGUAGAUAAUGAAAUUCUUACCAACUUAAAAAGUAUUGGCUCAAAUGGAUGUACUAAAGAAGAUGCUUUAGAAUCUGGGGAGCCAACAAACAUGGAAAGUACCAAGUCAGCUGAGGAUAACAAUGUUACCAAAGUUGACAAUAUAUGUGAUGCUGCCAAUGUCAACAACAGUUCCUGUCACAGCCAAGAAAUUGGUUCCUUGUUAAGAGACGAGGAAGCCUUAAAUGAAAAAGUAUCUAAUUCAGAAAGUAAGGCUAAAAAUCUCAUGGUCAUUGAGGGGAAUGAACAAGUAGAAACUUCUUUUUUAGAGAACGAGAGAAUGCCCGGCAAUGUUAUAGAUUCUAAUCACCUCAAUGGAAACAAAGAUACUCAUACUGGUAGACUUCAUUGUUCCAUAGAUACAUGUGUUCCAGAGACUCCAGAUGCUAUGUUUCCUCCUAGAGAUUCCUCUAUUUCCCUAGAGCAACAAACUUGUUCUCAGGACUUGAAAUUGGAAACGAAGGCGCGUGAAGAUUCUAUUUUGGAAGAAGCUCGUGUUAUAGAGGCUAAACGUAAGAGAAUUGCAGAGUUAUCUGUUUAUACAUUAUGUGUGGAGAGUCGCCGAAAAUCUCAUUGGGAUUUUGUCCUUGAGGAGAUGGCAUGGUUGGCAAAUGAUUUUGCACAGGAGCGACUUUGGAAGACAAGUGCUGCUGCUCAAAUAGGUUGUCAAGCUGCAUCUGCUGCGCGAUUAAAAUUUGAAGAACAAAAACAAGUCACCCGCAGAUUGGCCAAAGCUGUUAUGGAUUUUUGGUGUUUGGUAGAGGAGAUGAGCAAAGAGCAGGAGAUGAGCAAAGAGCGGGAGUUUCAAAAGCCUGGCAAUGAUUUUGGACAUGCAGUUCAGGGAUAUGCAUUGAGAUUUCUACAAUAUAAUAGCUCCACUGUUCAAUAUGUCCAAGCAGAAGUAGCUGCUACUCCUAUUAUAUCCAAUUUGGGUGUUGUGGACAUGUCAUGGAAAGAUCACUUAACAGAAGAGAACCUCUUUUAUUCAGUUCCUGCUGGUGCAAUGCAAAUCUACAAGAAAUCUAUCGAAUCCUACUUACUGCAAUUGGAGAAAACUGGCAUUUGCAUGCAAGAAGAAGUGGAGACAUCUGGUUAUGAUGCCGUGGCAGAUUAUGAUUCCCGAGAGAACGCCUUGGAAGAGGAUGAAGGAGACGCAAACACAUUUUAUUUGCCUGGAGCCUUUGUGAACAGCAGGCCAUCUAAACUGGAGCAGAAAAAAAAGAGACAUUUAAUAAAGGGAUUUGCAGCUAAAUCAUAUGACAUGGUAUCUGAUUCACCAUUUAUGCAAUCCAAUGAAAACAAAUCCGGAAACCAUCGAUCUGUUUUAACUGGAAAAAGGACCUCCGACGCUGAUAAUGGCUCAAUUCCAACAAAGCGAAUGCGAACAGCUUCACGGCAGAGAGUUUUAAGUCCUUUUAAUGCAGGAGCUCACGGCUGUCUUCAGGCACCAAGCAAGACAGAUGCUUCUAGUGGUGAUACGAACUCUUUUCAAGAUGAUCAGAAUGUUUUGCAUGGUGGAUCCGUUGUGCUCAAUAAUAUGGAGGUGGAGUCUGUACGUAACUUUGAUAGGCAACCACAAUUCGACUCUGAAGUAUCACAUAGACCUAAAAAGAAAAAGAAGACAAAAAAUUUGGGUUCAACAUAUGAGCACAAUUGGAGGUCUAAUUCCAAUUUCCAGGAUGAGCAGAGAGAUAGUUAUAAAAGGAGAUCGGAGAGUCAUCAGUUUGAAUCAAAUGGAACCAAUGGUUUAUAUGGUCAUCAUAUUGGUAAAAAACCAAAGUUAAUUAAGCAGUCACUGGAUAAUUCGAUUGACAAUGUCGCUCCUGUGAAUUGUUCACUCUCUUCCCCUGUGGCUUCCCAAAUGAGUAACAUGCCUAACCCAAAUAAGUUUAUCAAAAUGCUGGGUGGCCGGGACCGGGGUAGGAAAAUGAAAGGACUGAAGACAGCAUCUGGACAGACAGGUCCGGGAACUUCAUGGUCACUGUUUGAAGACCAGGCCCUUGUUGUUCUCGUCCAUGACAUGGGUCCGAACUGGGAUCUCGUCAGUGAUGCUUUUAACAGCACUUUGAAAUUCAAGUGCAUAUUCCGCAACCCUAAAGAAUGCAAGGAGCGUCACAAGGUUGUAAUGGAUAGCCCUGGUGGCGAGGGGGCGGAUAGUGCUGAUGAUUCAGGGUCAUCUCGACCAUAUCGCUCUACUUUACCUGGAAUCCCAAAGGGUAGUGCGAGACAGUUGUUUCAACGUUUGCAGGGACCAAUGGAAGAGGAUACUAUCAAAUCACAUUUAGAAAAAAUUACAGCAAUUGGGAAAAAACAGCAUCAUAGAAGGGCACAGGAUCCAAAGCAUCUCCAGCAACCCCACAAUUCUCAUACAUAUGCGCUGUCUCAAGUCUGCCCAAAUAACUUGGAUGGAGGGCCUGUCCUGACGCCUCUUGAUCUGUGCGAUGCAACUGCUUCCAGUCCAGAUGUUCUUUCCCUCGGUUAUCAAAGCCCUAAUGCUAGUAUGUUACCAAAUUCAAAUCAGGGUAAUGUUGCACCAAUGCUUCCUGCUUCUGGUGUGACAUCCACAAGUGCUGUUCCUGGGAGUAAUUUCUCGUCAGCAUCUAGUCAAAUCAAUGCUUCUGUUAGGGAUGGUAGACCUGGCAUCGCGAAAUCUGUAUCUAUAUCAACUGAUGAGCAGCAGAGACUGCAACAGUACAGUCAAAUGAUAUCUGGUAGAAACUUUCAGCAGUCCAAUAUGCCUGUUUCUGGGGUACAUCCAGGAACUGAUCGUGGUGUUCGCAUGCUAAGUAGUGGUAAUGGUGUCGGCUCUCCUAAUGGAUUGAAUAGAAGCAUGCAGAUGCAGAGACCAGGACUUCAAGGUGUUGCCUCAUCAAACAUGGUUGGUCCUGGCAGCAUGCAUCCCUCUGGCAUGAUGGCAGUGCCAAACCCUGUUAAUAUUCACUCCAGUCCUGGUGCUGGUCAAGGAAACUCUAUGAUGAGACCUCAUGAUCCUAUGCAUAUGAUGCGGGUGAGCUUACAAGGAGUAUUGAAGAUCUGGAUCAUGGCAUGUCCUAUCUUCAGAUGGUAUCAUAUAUUAGACGAGGAUUCCAAGCCUACUCAGAACGUGGAACAUCAAAGGCAGAUGAUGAUUCCGGAGCUUCAGAUGCAGGUUUCACAGGGAAAUAGCCAAGGAAUAACUCCAUAUGGUGGAUUAAAUUCCUCGUUCUCUAAUCAGUCGGCUGCCCCUUCUGUCCCAUCAUACCCACUCCAUCACCAGCAGCUGCAUCCAAUGUCAACCCAACACUCGCAUGUGCUUACUAAUUCUCAUCAUCCGCAUCUUCGAGGACCGAACCUUGCAAGCAACGCUCAGCAGCAAGCCCUUGCCAUUCGUAUAGCUAAAGAGAGACAUAUCCAGCAGCAGCGUUUAUUGCAACAGCACCAGCAGCAACAGUUUGCAGCGUCAAAUUCUCUAAUGCCACCUGUCCCAGCACAGCCUCAGCUAGCAGUAUCAUCUCCACAAAAUAGUUCCCAGUCACAAACUAGUUCUCCACAGGUAUCACUACCACCACUGACGACGUCAUCCUCAAUGAGUCCAAUAUCGCAGAUCCAACAGAAACAUCACAUUCCACCACACAGUGUUGCACGGAACCCACGAGUUGGUGGCAGUGGGUCGACCAAUCAAGUGGGCAAGCAGCGGCAGCGGCAUUCUCAGCAACUGCAGUUACAGCAGUCUGGUAGGCAGCACCCCCAACAGCGGCAUCAGUCACAAGUGCAACAUCAGUCACAUUCGCACAAUCAGAAGCAGUUGUCGUCCCAUAUAUCUCAUCAGCCACAACCUCAGCAAGUGUUGUAUUCUGGUCAAACCACGUCAUCAAAGCAGCACCAACAAACUCGUUCUCAUUCUGAAAACAGCAAUCAGAAUCGUGUUUUACCAGUAGCUGGUCUUACAUCUACUUCUGGUCAAGCUGUUCCACCGAACCAGCAGCAGCGCCAACAGUCACAGGCUCUCCCAAAGUUAGUUAAUCAACCUCAGUUAGCUGUUCAAAGAUUGGUUCAACCAAAUCGUCAAGUAACCUCUGACCAGUCAAACAGAGUUCAAGCUAGAGAAACUCACACCAGCCUGCACCCCACUAAUAGUUCAUCUCAAGCUGUUUCAUCUGCUGCAGCUCCUAGCUGUGUUGAUGUGGCUAAUGUAAUGUCAGCUGACUUUUCUGCCAGUACUCCUCAGUUGAAGGCAUUGGAUCAGGUGUCUGAUUCCAGCAUGUCUAAUCCUGCAACACCAAUUGAUUCCGCUGGCACUCCACCUCUCACCAUUGAGUCACUGCCCCCUGUUCGGCCAGGGACAGACCACAUUUACUCUUCAAAUAGCUUGCCCUGCGUAGGUCCUGGUGGUGCUGUACAGUGGUUAGAGGAGCCUGUACAGUUGGAAUCUCUGACGCCACCACCUCCAUUGGAGCAGCAACAAGAGCAUUUGAAACCACAGCAGCAGCAAGAGGAUUCUAAACAAUCCCAAGAACAAUCUCUACUUCUGCAAGAAGUGGGUAAUAGUACUAGUCCUCCUGAACAGUGACAUUAGUGUCUUUUAGCAGAUUGAACAAGUCCUUGGAGCAGCUAGUCCUGCUAUGGUUGUUUCAGCAUGCUUUUUUGCAACAUUUCGUAUGUCUGCUCCAUAUUAGAAAUAGUCCAGCUAGGAUUGCGGUAUUAUGAUAUCAACAGAUGCAAUGUUGGUUGCACAACUUUUGUGAAACAGAGUUGAUGAUUUGCGGCUUUGUGCAGAUGAAGCUCAGAGUUGCUGGCAGGAUUAUGAGACAGGCAGGGGUUAGUAAUUAUUUUGUCUACAGGUCGAUUAGACUUGUUUGAAGGGAUAGGGCGGGAAUCAUCUUCAGGAAUUAUGUACAUUACCAUUACCCUAGAAAUGCGGGAAGACUGAAACCAACAUAGUUGUACUUGUACAGGGUUUCUAUUCCCUUUUUUGGGUAGUUCUCCUUUUUCUCCCUCCCUUCCCAGUCAGGGGCCCUGCUGAUAUGAGGGGCUUAUCACACCCCGCAGGUCAACCCCAUGUAUUAGUAUUAAUUAUUAUGCCGCUGUGUGUAGUUAGAGAUUAGUGAUAUCAUUGUUGUAGUAAAGCUUAAGGAAUUUUUUGUGAAUAUAAAAUCUUUGAGUGACACUGGCCAAUCCAUGCUGUUUAGACUAUCAUUGUCACAUCAAUGUAUUUACUAUAGGUAAUUAAAUGCAGAUUGUUUUCUCGGCAUUUUACAUAAAUAGACCUUGUAAAAAUGUCGGAAUUAUCCCUGGAAUAUUUCUGUUUGAUAUUUGCAGUUAUGAGCAUUAAUGCAAAAGUUUAUGCUUCGCCUUGAUCA